CUCUCUCUCUUUUUUUCUUCUCCUUAUCCUCCUCCUCCUGCUGCUCCUGCUGCUGCUGCAAUUUCUUGGAGACUGAGAGGAGGGAAAGCUCCGAUAGGAAGCGACGAUGCCCGCAUUCGCCGCUUCCGGCCACCUCCUCAACCCCACCCUCACUCACUCCCUCUCCUCCCGCCGCCGCAGAUUCCCCUCUUCUUCCCAAAACCCUAAACCCCUCCCUUCCCUCAAGUGCCACCUACCCUCCUCCUCCUCCUCCUCCGACCCUCCCACCUCCGAUCCCCGCCCCGUCAAAUCCCUCAACCUAGCCCCUCCUCGCCUCCGCGGCCGCGGCCGGCGCGGCCGCCUCCUUCGCCAUCCUCCUCCGCUUCUCCCCAUCGGCGGCGGCGGCGGCGGUGGCGGCGGGGGUUCGGAGGUGGUGGCGGUGGGGGGGGGUGGUGGAGAUGGAAGCGGCGGCGGUUUCUGGGGGCGGCUGUUCUCUGCGCCCGCCGCGAUUGCCGACGAGCAGCAGAAUCAGGAGUGGGACUCCCACGGCUUGCCUGCCAACAUUGUGGUGCAGCUCAACAAGCUCAGCGGCUUCAAGAAAUACAAGCUCUCGGAGAUCUUGUUCUUCGAUCGGAGGAGGUGGGCCACCGUGGGGACCGAGGAUUCCUUCUUCGAGAUGGUCUCCUUGAGGCCCGGCGGCAUCUACACUAAAACGCAGCUCCAGAAGGAGCUGGAGACGCUGGCCACCUGCGGGAUGUUUGAGAAAGUUGACAUGGAAGGGAAGACCAAGCCGGAUGGGAGUUUGAGUUUGACCAUUUCUUUCACCGAGAGCACAUGGCAAUCUGCUGAUAAGUUUAGGUGCAUCAAUGUGGGGCUGAUGCCGCAGUCGAAACCGAUCGAGAUGGACCCGGAUAUGACCGACAAGGAGAAGUUGGAGUACUACAGGAGCCAAGAGAAGGAUUAUAGGAGGAGAAUCGACAGGGCGAGGCCGUGUCUGUUGCCGACGCCGGUGCAUGGGGAGAUUCUGCAGAUGUUGAGAGACCAGGGUAAGGUGAGCGCGCGGCUGCUGCAGAAGAUUAGGGAUAGAGUGCAGAAGUGGUACCAUGAUGAAGGCUACGCAUGCGCUCAAGUUGUUAACUUUGGGAAUUUGAAUACUAAGGAGGUGGUUUGUGAGGUUGUGGAAGGGGAUAUCACUCAGCUUGUGGUCCAGUUCCAAGAUAAGCUGGGCAAUGUGGUUGAAGGGAAUACCCAGACUCCUGUCAUUAGAAGGGAGUUGCCUAAGCAGCUUCGCCAAGGCUAUGUUUUCAACAUAGAAGCAGGAAAACAAGCUCUUAGAAACAUCAAUUCUCUAGCUUUAUUUUCAAACAUCGAAGUAAACCCUCGUCCUGAUGAGAAGAAUGAAGGGGGCAUCAUCGUAGAGAUUAAGCUCAAAGAACUAGAGCAAAAGCAGGCUGAAGUUAGUACUGAGUGGAGCAUUGUACCUGGUCGAGGAGGUCGACCCACGUUGGCUUCGCUCCAGCCUGGUGGAACUGUUUCUUUUGAGCAUAGAAAUAUCAUGGGCCUCAACAGGUCAAUUCUUGGUUCAGUAACAACCAGCAACUUCUUAAAUCCUCAGGAUGAUCUCGCUUUCAAGCUUGAGUAUGUGCACCCAUAUCUGGAUGGAGUGACUAAUCCACGCAAUCGAACCCUCCGUGCCAGCUGCUUCAACAGCCGGAAGCUGAGUCCUGUGUUCACCGGUGGUCCUGGAGUGGAUGAAGUCCCCCCAAUAUGGGUCGAUCGAGCUGGUCUUAAGGCCAAUAUCACUGAGAAUUUCACCCGGCAAAGCAAAUUCACUUAUGGACUCGUGAUGGAAGAAGUAACAACUCGGGAUGAAAGCAGUCAUAUCUCCCCUAACGGCCAAAGAGUCUUGCCAAGUGGAGGAAUCAGUGCAGAUGGACCUCCAACGACCCUUAGUGGAACUGGUAUCGACAGAAUGGCAUUCCUACAAGCAAAUAUCACACGUGACAACACCAAGUAUGUUAAUGGAGCUAUUGUUGGCCAAAGGAAUGUAUUUCAGCUGGACCAAGGUCUUGGAAUUGGCAGCAAUUUCCCAUUCUUCAAUCGCCAUCAACUAACAUGUACAGGAUUUUUUCAGUUGAAACAAGUGGAGGAAGGUGCUGGUAAGCCGCCACCACCUGUUCUAGUUCUACAUGGCCAUUACGGCGGUUGUGUGGGGGACCUCCCAAGCUAUGAUGCCUUUACUCUUGGCGGGCCGUACUCCGUUAGAGGUUACAACAUGGGCGAGCUAGGUGCAGCAAGAAAUAUCCUCGAGCUUGCAGCUGAGCUACGGGUACCAGUGAAGAAUACACACGUGUAUGUAUUUGCAGAACAUGGCAACGACUUGGGAAGUUCGAAACUCGUCAAAGGGAAUCCAACCGAGGUCUACAGGCGUAUGGGUCAAGGCUCGUCAUAUGGGUUCGGUGCUAAGUUUGGUCUAGUACGCGCAGAAUAUGCUGUGGAUCAAAAUUCGGGCACCGGGUCCUUAUUCCUUCGGUUUGGAGAGAGGUUUUGAUAUGUUUUGAUCGUUAUUGUGUUGCAUAAUAUUUUGGAUGCCGAGUUUCAGAAAAUGAUUUGAGGAUCAGUUGUUUCAGUCCCGCGAGAUCUUUUAAAGGUGCUUAGGAACCAGAUAUAGUUUUUGCCUCAGUAUGUGCUUUUCCUUGUCAAUUAGUGGUUGAAGGUUUUAUCUGUAGUGAUACAUUGUCAUGAAUGGACUAAAUCCAAGACAUGUAAUAAUCAAUGGAUGCAUCAAGUUACUCGUCUCUCUGCAUAAUUC
Molecule: messenger RNA, 2791 nt
Organism: Eucalyptus grandis
Lineage: Eukaryota; Viridiplantae; Streptophyta; Magnoliopsida; Myrtales; Myrtaceae
Product: protein TOC75-3, chloroplastic
Exons: 7
Coding region: 107-2530 (807 amino acids)
Biological process (GO): protein import into chloroplast stroma; chloroplast organization
Cellular component (GO): chloroplast outer membrane
Molecular function (GO): protein-transporting ATPase activity
Source: RefSeq, a predicted model, not a curated record